Engraulis encrasicolus (European anchovy) is the source of this 7307-nucleotide messenger RNA. RefSeq names its product microphthalmia-associated transcription factor-like. Gene Ontology annotation, cellular component: nucleus. NCBI's taxonomy places the organism in Eukaryota, Metazoa, Chordata, Actinopteri, Clupeiformes, Engraulidae. Gene Ontology annotation, biological process: regulation of transcription by RNA polymerase II; melanocyte differentiation. The coding region runs from base 1048 to 2715 and encodes 555 amino acids. Gene Ontology annotation, molecular function: protein dimerization activity; RNA polymerase II cis-regulatory region sequence-specific DNA binding; DNA-binding transcription factor activity, RNA polymerase II-specific. The record is from RefSeq and is a predicted model, not a curated record. The transcript has 10 exons.
CUACUUGAGACAGAGAUGGGGAGAGAUGGAGUGAGAUAGAUAUACCAGAAGAGGGAGAGAGAGAGGGGGGAGAUAGAGAGAGAGAAAGAGAGAGAGAAAGAGAGAGAGAGACAGAGAAAGAGUGGUUGGUCAAUCUUCUCUCGUGUGUGGCCAGGUGAGGACAUUGGGAAUGUGUCAUAGAGGAAGUGAGCAGCCACAGUCUCUGCAGGCACAGGGGGCCACGGGUGGAACAGGGGUAACAUGUUGUAAGAGGCCUUGACGCCAGCACUCGUAGAAGUGAAACUAAACCCCUGCACCACCCCCCUCCCCAACCCAAUCCCUUCCACACCCCCUUGGCUCCUCUGACGAGCCAACGGCAUCCUGAAUUGGAGGGCUGACGUGUUUUUGAGCUUAGAGCGUUCACACUUCCUUGGAGCCCCGGGACUGUCUUUCAGUGUCUGUCUGCGGUUGAGGACAUGGUUUGACCUGCGUUCGACCUGUUUCUGUAACUGCCACUGAAUUCUACUGGGAUGCCGGUCAGGUGUUGUGACAACACGACGACCCUAAAAUGAGAAACGCGAUGUACAGUCUUUGAUCUACAAUUGAUUUGAAGACCCCCACCUCUCCAAUCACCUUUGACAUGGAUAGUGACUCAAGGACAGAAUCAAGAUAAUCCAUAGUCAACCUUUUUAAAAGACAGUGACUAAGGAGAAUUAAAGUCUUUUAACAAUAACAACAAACUCCAAAGUCAACUUGUAAUGGACAGUGACUCAAGGGAGUCAAGGUCUUGAACGAAAUCUCAACGCUGUGAAUGGCUCUUUGAGAGGAUCCAUCAGGGAUUUACAGAGUGGACAAAUCGCUUCAUCAUUCAUUCGCCUGCUGAUUAUCAGUGAAGGAUGGCCACCUCCCAUAUUUCCAGACCACAGAGAUUAAUACUGCAACAGAGGAUGACAAGUGCAUGAAGCUGGAAGCUCAGGAUUGACUCACCGUUUCUGAUACAUCUGUCGGAGAUUCAACGUCUUUUGCUUUUCGACUCAUUUGGGCUCUUUUGCGUCUCAGCAAACGGAGAUGAGGCUCCUCAGUAACCCGUCAUCAGAGCACCAUGGCUCCUCCACCAAGCCUCCCCUCAGCACCUCCUCCUCCCGCGUGCUCCUGCGUCAGCAGCUGAUGAGGGAGCAGCUCCAGGAGCAGGAGCGUCGCGAGCAGCAGAGACGGCAGGCCAUCAUCACCUCCUCCUCCUCCUCCUCCUCCACCUCCUCCUCCUCAACUUCCGCGGCCUACCCGCGCCCUCCCAAUGUCACCCAGACCCCGGCCAUCAAUGUGACCACUGCCCCCUCCCUGCCCUCCUCCGCCCAGGUGCCUAUGGAAGUGCUCAAGGUGAGUACGCACCUGGAGAACCCCACCAAGUACCACAUCCAGCAGGCCCAGCGGCAGCAGGUGAAGGCCUACCUGAACACCGCCCAGCAGCCGCCGUGCGUGAGCCUCAACAAGCUGGGAGUGGGGAGUCAGUCCGCCGUCAGCUUACCCUGCCCCAACCAGGGUCCUGAUCACGGGGGCAUGCCUCCGGGACCCGCCAGCAGCGCCCCCAACAGCCCUAUGGCCCUACUGACCCUCAACUCUACAGAGAAAGAGAUGGACGACGUAAUUGAUGAUAUUAUUAGCUUGGAGUCGAGUUACAACGAUGAUAUUCUUGGACUCAUGGACCCAGCGCUUCAGAUUGCCAACUCGAUUCAGUCUGCUAACCUCCUGGAGAUGUAUAACCAGACUAUGGGCCCUCCCGGACUGACCAUCAGCAACUCCUGCCCUGCCAACCUGCCCAACAUCAAAAGGGAAUACUCCGUGACCCCAUCUCCCAUGAUGCACAUGAUGGACAAGCCUGGAUCUUGUGGCAAGUUCGACAACUACCAAAGACCCGAGGGCUUCCCAGUCGCAGAAGUCCGAGCGCUAGCCAAGGAGCGGCAGAAAAAAGACAAUCACAACUUGAUCGAGAGGAGGCGGCGGUUCAAUAUUAACGAUCGCAUCAAGGAGCUGGGCACUCUAAUCCCCAAGUCAAAUGACCCGCUACUAUAUGUUCCCGACAGUGACAUGCGUUGGAACAAGGGCACCAUCCUGAAGGCCUCGGUGGACUACAUCCGUAAGCUGCAGAGAGAACAGCAGAGGGCCAAGGAGAUGGAGACCAGGCAGAAGAAGCUGGAGCACGCAAACAGACACCUCAUACUACGGAUACAGGAGCUGGAGAUGCAGGCGCGUGCCCACGGCCUAGCUGUGGCCCCGUCCUCCCUGUGUGGCUCGGAGCUGAGUGGCCGGCCCAUCAAGCAGGAGCCGCUGCUAGGGGACUGCAACCAGGACCUCUACCCCCACCAGCACCCGCACCAGCACCACGACCCAGCAGGGGGCGCCGGCGGCGACAUGACCCGGCCCACCACGCUGGACCUCAACGACGGCACCAUCUCCUACACCGACGGCCACGGCCACGGCCACGGCCACUCCGACCCCUCGACCUACGGGUUGGCUCACAACAAGGGCCACGCGGCGGCGGCGCACCCCCACCACACACACCUCCUCAACUCCUCCUCGUGCUCCUCCUCGGCCAAGCUGGACGACAUCCUGAUGGACGACAAUCUGUCCCCCGUGGGCAGCGGGGACCCCCUGCUGUCCUCCGCGUCCCCCGCCACCUCCAAGGACAGCAGCUGCAAGAGCAGCAUCAGCAUGGAGGAGAACGACCACGGCUGCUAGCUUUAGCUUCGGUUAGCUUAGUGCCAUCUGCUGCCCGGGAAUGGCAUAGCACUCUUCCUCCACUCUUCUUUUUCUCUCCUUCUAUACUUCUACUUCUCUUUUCUCUCUGUUGCCCUUAAGUUCUCGGUGACACCGCCACCGAUAUGGUGUAUGUGGCUGUGCUGAGGGGACAGGGAUGGCGUAGGGUUUUCUCCCCUCUAUGUGCCCUCCUCCCUGUGUGACAUGUCCAAAAUGUUUUCUUGCGACAUACUACACACGUAGGGUAGUGAAGGUGGCGUUGCUCUUUCCGAUGUAGCGGGCUAUGCAGUAGACAAGGGAGCAUAGUCUAAUUCGGCUUUUGUGCUACCGCCACACCAUAAGGUGUUGUGCUGAGAGUGUACAAACUGGACUAACCCCAACCCCUAUCCCCCCCCCUCAUUAAAUAGAAGCACGGCCUACGUUUGAUUACUUACAAGUAUAUACUAUAUAUGUUUAUUUUUUUCUCUAAUGUUUACACUUUUUUUUUUACUAUGGUUGCUCUCCCUCCCUCCCUCCUCUCCCUUCCUUCAUUCUCCCAUGGGUGCCCCUAAACCUGUAUAGUUUCAUUCAUGACAAAGAUGGUGACGUUCAAACUGAAUCAGGGUCAGUAUCUACUUUGGUGUGAUUUUGAAGUAAAUUUGAAUAGUUUGUGUACAGGCUGAUGAUUUUGCAAAUCGUGAAGGUUUAUAACCAUGUGAAUUGUGAGAUGUGAUUUCUUUCUUCCAGUGCUCAGUGGGUUGGUUGGUGGGUCGGUUGUGCUAUUACUCCAAGCAGUUGUGUUUUUUCAGACCUCAGAGACUAAUAUCACGAUAUAUUUAGCAAUAUAUAUAUGAGAGCUCACAUCACUUAACAAUGUCCAGUGUCAAGCUAUGCAAUAAGCCAAAUGAUUGUGGAAGUGCUGUCAGAGGAAAGUCUUUUGACGUUUCACAGGUGAAGUUGUUGAGGAGUGAAAGUUUGAGUAAAAGAGUUGUUACUGUGUAUAAAGAAUGUGAACCUUUCAAACGAACUCCAUUUCAGUGGCUAUUAGUGAGCCAGUGCAGUAGAGUACAGACCACAGUGUAUUCUUGACUCGGUCAUCACCACUUUGGUAAACAAACAAACAAACAAACAAACAAACAAAAUGUAGUAUUUCGUUGCCUCCCUUUUUAAGGGUGUUUCAUAACGCAGGGGUUUUAAUGUGGGAAAUCCUAUAACUGAAUAACCAUCUAAUGGAACUCUCCGAAUCUCUCACGUCAUCAGUUGCAGUGGUGUUGUGUAGUGUUCAGGCAGGGGCUGGUAAUAUAAUGGGUUUCAGUAGGUUGAGAAGGUGUGCUUAUACACAUUAAUGUGUGUGAGCUCACAUGCCAUUUGUAUGUGUGAGUGUGUGAGGUGCCAGGUGCCAGCAGUGGUUUAUUUAUCUAUCUGUGGUGAGGUGAUGAUGAGUGGCGUUGAACUACUGCUUUGUUUUUACGAAUACUGCACAUUUCUCUUUGAGUUUGGCUGGUGUUCCCUUCUUGAAAACAAAAUGAAUUGACAUUCAUUUAUUGAUUCUUAAUUAUUUCAUUUUAAUUAAUGAUAGAAUGCAUUACAUUAGCUAGAUUAAUAUAAGUAUCUUAUUCUCUCUCCCACUUUCAAAAAUCUCUUUUUUCGUAUCAAUGAUAUAGCCUUUAAAUUAUUUAAUUAUUUCUUGUUACGAUUGUGUUAUUGCUAUCCCUCCACUCUCCGUGUCAAAGAUAUUCAGGAUUUUUUUUUUUAAAUGUUCAAAUGUAAUAUGAAGGAAUACAGGGAGCCUGUUGUGAGACUUUUUUUUUAAAAGAUAUUGUCAAAAACACUGGAGGAAGUCCAAUUAAUUUGAACAUAUUUUUUGAUAACGAAUGUUUUAUACCUGCUAACAAUCUUAGUUUUUUUUUAAACACAUACCGUAUAUCAUAGAAAUGACUGUAGUCAAGUAUGUAACAAUAAGCUGUACUGUACUGUAUUGUAUAUUUGAUUGUUUAAUAUUAAUAUACAACUGUACACAGUACUCCGAUGUAUGUAGAGAUAUCACAGUUGACCGUACCUCUCACAACUCUACUGAGAGACGUAGUACGACUGAUGCAAGGUUUCCUUUGUGUUAUAUAACUAUGCAAUAAUAAUUAUUAUUCUAGUCGUGAGCAUCCUCUUGUACUGUUUUCCAGCAGGCUUGUACGAAAUUCUGAAUUGAAUGAAUUGAAAUUCAAAGUAAACACUAGGUGGUGAUGGAAGCUGCCCAACAGGUGCCGGGAAUAGACACAUACUGAUAAAUAUACAGCACCAUCUAGUGUUCCCAUUUUGUCAUUACAUUGAAUUUCUUUGAAUUUAAUCUAGACCACCCAUUGAGAGUACUUAGAACACCACCACCUCGUGUUCAUAUUAUGGCAUUACUGUGAAUUUCAAUUCAUUCAAUUCGGAAUUUCGUACAAGUCUGUUUUACAGAGCGUUUGGAAUGAAUAGGUAGGCCUACUACUUUGUACAGCAGUCUCUUGCAGCCCAGCAAAAGUGCAUUCACAAGGAAGUGCCUUAAUCUGUUAGUAUUUUACCAAUGGAAUGAUGCCUCUGCUUACCUCCUGUUGAGUGGGUUCGGUGUUUGACCAGAGGUGUAGAAAGUAAAAGCCUACUGUUACUGAUGCAAUUACAACACUAGUACAUACUAUUAAACAGUUGUUACACCACUUAUUAGAUUGUACAGCUAGUGUAGUAUUAGAACUACUGUUACUGAUGCAAUUACAACACUAGUAUAUAAUAUUAAACAGUUGUUACACCACUUAUUCCAUGUACUAGUGUAGUAUUAGUACUAUUAGAACUACUGUUACUGAUGUAAUUGCAACAAUAGUACAUAAUAUUAGUUGUUACACCACUUAUUGCAUGUACUAGUGUUGUAAUUACAUCCGUAACAGUGGUUCUACUUCUACGUUAUGCACCUCUGUGUAUGGCCGGUCUGCGCUAGAGGCAGCAGGCUGACCGCUAGGCUAGCUCUCCCAAGAGAUGACAGUGGGGACAUGCCAACAUGGAACCACAUACCGUAGCCGUCUCUCUUGACAAGCACAAGAUUAAAAUAAGGUUUCUCUUCGCAAGUGCAUGGCACAUUCUUUGCAUCUUUUGCGUCUAUGCUUGCUACAAGCAUAGAGGAGUUUUUCCCCAUAGGGUGGACAGGAUAUGAAGACCACCUAUUAGUAAAAUAAGACCUCGGUGAAUGCAACCAAAUGUUUCCCGCUUUUACAAGUGGAAUACCUUUCUGUUUCUUUUUUUUCUUUGAACGAAGAACAGUGUCCACUGCCAACAUCAUUGAGAUCUACUGUAUCCCAUGUAUGCAAGCACAUAUUUUAUUACAUGAAUAUUUUACACUUGAACUUUGGGUGAUUUUAAAAGUUUGACUACUAAUUAUUUAGCAAUAAUUACCUAGCCACAUUGACAUUGUCUCUUCAGUGGUCACGCACUUUCAAAAACCCUACACACACAAAAAAACGCAAUGCGAAAUGGACACUUAGAGAGAUAAUUGAACACCUUCUAGAGUGAUAUGGUCUCAUAGUACUCUUCAAGUGUUAAUUUAUCAUUGUGUUUAUGUACUGUGUACAGUAGCUCAAGAAGGCACUAAUCAUGUUAACUUUAAUGCCAGUCGCCUGGAUUGGUAACCAUAGGUCACGCAGUAGGCUACAUCUGGUUUAAUAUGCGAGGAAUAUUGGCCGUUGUAUGCUACUGCAUUUUGAAAAUAAGAUAUCAUCACCAUUUUGUACACGUGCAUCGACUAAAAUUAAAGCACAGUUUGUAGAUUAGAUGACAAAAGUAAACUUUGAUUCUUAUUUUUGUAAGAAUUUCAUUUUUUGUUUCAAUUUUUCUGACUGAAGUCGCCCACCCUUCAAUUGUUGAAAUGCAGUAGACUUGGCUGGACCUUAACAAGCUUAACUUAAAGGCACUAUACUGGAUUUCUGUACCAUUUUGAAGUGUCCAUGUGGUAAAAAAAAAAGCUAAUUUGUGAGGAAAUGCACACUGCCUACUGUACCAUCAGAAAAACAUUUACAACCAAAGACAUAAUGGUCUGGUUCUCUGUAAAUAAUUCAAUUGAAUCCUUCCUCCUCACACAUAGCCUAGCAGGCUACUGCAAGACUGGACAGACCAAUGUUAGUCAGUUGUCAUGCUAAUUCGGAAGAUCUCUGCAAUGCUAUGCAUAUAUUUUGGUUAGAAUAUUCUGGUAGGAUAACUCAUUCACUCUCCUUUGAUAUACUACACAGUACAGCUGAUUCUUUGCAUGCAAUACAUUUGGUAAAUGGCACAAAAAUCCUGUCUGGUGUCUUUAACACAGCUAGGGGUGUUUGGAUGGUACAGUAUGGAAUGUGACAGACUGAUUGUCUGACUGAUGUACACAUAGGCCAGUGGGUAUGUGACAACCACUUUUUAAAAGAAUUAUAAUAACAGUGUUAACCACAUUAAGUUUGUUGAAGUACAAAGACAGCGACAUUUGAUUGCCAAAACCAGAGCUUUACCAGUGCAUUAUGUAUAUCUGCUAAAAUGCAGCAGCACGUUGAGAUGGAGCAGAGAGGACUGUUAUACACAUUAAAAAUAUGUGAAGUACGUUUUCA